Molecule: messenger RNA, 435 nt
Organism: Pseudogymnoascus verrucosus
Lineage: Eukaryota; Fungi; Ascomycota; Leotiomycetes; Thelebolales; Thelebolaceae
Exons: 2
Coding region: 1-435 (144 amino acids)
Molecular function (GO): protein binding
Source: RefSeq, a predicted model, not a curated record
AUGAGGAAAGAUGAAGGCCUUUUACAGACAGCAAUAACUACUAUCGGCCUUGCAGUUCCAGAACAAAUUGCAAGAGAUUCUGCAACCAGCUAUGUCACCGAUGUUAACGAUGAUUUGGAUACGGUUGCAUAUCUAGAUAGUCUUAAAAUGCUAGGAAACCUAUGCUCGGAUCAGGGAAAGCUGGCUGAGGCGGAGGAGAUGUACCAGCGGGCGCUAAAAGGAAAGGAGAAGGCACUUGGAGCUGAGCACACAUCAACACUCCGCACAGUCAACAACUUAGGCAACCUCUACGCAGAUCAGGGAAAGCUAGCUGAGGCGGAGGAGAUGUACCAGCGGGCGCUAAAAGGAAACGAGAAAGCACGUGGACCAGCUAUCCAUUUACUCACAGCAGGUGAUGGAGAUAGAUGGGAGAGGGAUUUUAGUGCACGACAGUGA